AUGUCAUAAAGAAUCACUGGUCCACAUUGUCAGGCCAUUGUGGAACAGGUUUAUGCUCAUUCUCGAGCGGCAGUAAGGCGGGCGAGACCAUUAUGGGCGAGACCGAUUAACGGAUCCGUACCCGGAAGUGGGUGGUUGAGUCACCGACUGGUCACUACAGAUACUGCCUGCUGGGAUGAGGCAAAGAACCGGAGAAUCGCAGAGAUUGAUAGAAAUCUGAGAAAAAGAAAAUCUCAGACAUAAUUGAUCACACUAAAACACACGGCGCUGCCGUAUUAUUAAUGACCUUGGCAUAAACGGUAGAAAUAACACCUCGCCAAAAUGAUGGAAGAGAUACCGGUAGAUAGAUUUCAGGUGCCUAGCGCUGUUCAGGCGGAGAUGCAGCCGCUUGACCCGGCAUCGUCCACGGCUUCUUCUUCGGAGGCAGACUCAGACACGAGGGAGGGCGAGCCAGUCACUAUUAACUACAAGCCCUCUCCUCUGCAGAUGAAGAUAGAGAAACAGCGAGAGCUGGCCAGGAAGGGAUCACUGAAGAAUGGCAAUGCAGGAAGUCCAGUGAACCAGCAGCCCAAGAAGAACAAUGUCAUGGCCAGAACACGGCUGGUGGUGCCCAAUAAGGGCUACUCCUCCUUAGACCAGAGCCCUGAUGAGAAGCCCCUGGUGGCCCUAGAUACAGACAGUGACGAUGACUUCGACAUGUCCAGAUAUUCCUCAUCGGGAUACUCCUCAGCCGAGCAAAUCAACCAGGACCUGAAUAUCCAGCUGUUGAAGGAUGGUUACCGGCUGGACGAGAUCCCUGACGACGAAGACCUGGACCUGAUCCUGCCCAAAUCUGUCAACCCCACCUGCAUGUGCUGCCAAGCCACCUCCUCCACCGCCUGUCAAAUCCAGUAGCCCACACAUCUGUGAGUUUACUCUGCCAUUAGAGCGGCGACAGAGAGCAUUGAUAGAAUAUGAUAAUUAUAUGAAAACAAAUAAUCAACUUAUCGGGCAGAAAGUUAAAUGUAAAAAGAAAAAAUAGAAAAAAAGGAAAAUUAAGACAAACAAAAACAUUUAAAAUACGACUAACAGUGAUUACUUCCUCCUAUGGUAGGACAUGCACUUCUGUUUGUGUUUGAGAUCUGGGAGGAGACACACUAGUCUAGGCCUCUCUGAUGCCUCUUCCUGGUCAAUAUUGUGUAAUACAAGCAAAAAUAAAAACAAGGUCAUUUGAUUUAAAAUAUCAUUUUCAUGUCCCUAAAUAGGAAAUAUUAUCUUAACUGCUGGUGAUAAAGCUGCUCUGCUUACUUGACUUUGUCAUAUUUAUUGCGUUUUAUUUAGUUCAUUUUUGUAGUUAUAUACUUUUUAUUUAAAGGAUCUGUAUGAUUGUAUGUACUGGGGUGUGUUGUAAAGAUGAAUAUCUGGUAUCUGAUACUGUAAUUUGGUCCUGAAAGCAGGGUUGUCUAGCACCGGCCUGUCUAGCAGACUCAUUCAGUCUACCUUGACACUCUUGCCCUGUUUCUUAUUGUACUGGUUGGAGGUAUUUAUGGUUUUUAGGAAUGAAUGCAUUGCAAAGGGAUGACAUUCAUGAUGAGCACCUACUGUAAAGGGAUUGGGAAAUGUAUCUGAAUUGGCUGUUUGUUCCCACAUCUUACACAUUCUGCUACUUUGUCCAUUCUUCAUUGAUUUAUUACAUUUGAAUGUGUUAUUCUUGCACAUUUGAGUUUGUUUGGGUUCUAAGGUAAUAUGUGUAUGGUGAUUAAGGUGAUUGCUAACCUGCGAUGACCCUUAUUCAAGAGGAUGAUACAGCACUCUAUCAUUGGACUCAUUCUACAACACAAUACUUUUCCAGUUUGCUUACACAAUUCACCCCAGUAGAGGCCAAAGGGAACAAGUGGUUUUGUUAAGUAAAAGUAUAAGCCAACUUUAGAUAGCUUUUUGGAUACAGGCUGUUGACAUCCUACCAUGCCCCUCCCACAAUGUGUCUAACUAACCACUCCUGCUAUCUUGAUUGGCACAAUCAUUCUAAAUAGUGUCAAUAGAGCAGACACGCAGCAGGGGGUGGCAUGCAGUUUAUUUUCCUCUCGUGAUUGGUUGGAAAGUGAUCAAAGGAUCAUAAGUAUCAUUAACUUUGAGUACUAAUCCCUCACUGAGUCCUUCACUCGACCACCUCAGAGUUGAUUUGCGAUUAGAGUAUGCCUUAAAGUAAAGAAUAUUCAAACAAAAUGUGUGUAUUUAUUGCCAGUCUCAUGACCUAAUGUAUUUUAAAGGGAUUUGCAGUAUGAAUGUACGCAUUUAAUUUUUUCCAGUUAGACAGGUGAUUAUUAUUAUUUAUUUUACUAUUGUGUUCUCAUGUAGACACUUACAUUCUAGUAUUUAACAAUGUUACUGUCCUGUGUAGUGUAUAACAUCAAUAAACACAAAGCCAACUGAACCUGC
This is a messenger RNA of Oncorhynchus kisutch (coho salmon), 2418 nucleotides long. RefSeq names its product protein FAM219A-like. Bases 322 to 894 code for a protein of 190 amino acids. The record is from RefSeq and is a predicted model, not a curated record. NCBI's taxonomy places the organism in Eukaryota, Metazoa, Chordata, Actinopteri, Salmoniformes, Salmonidae. The transcript is spliced from 6 exons.